ACCAGGCAAGGGAGCUGCAUGCUGUAUGCCAGAGCAUCUCACACACAAAUUCGCAUGGAUUCUGACGCCAGCCUGGGCUCCAGCCGAGCUUCCUCCCCGGAGGUGGAUGACAUUUUCCUGCACUCGCGGAGAGGUGGGGGCGGCGCCUUCUCGGCGGCCGUGUCCUCCUCUACCAUGAGCGACUCCCCCGCGGAACUGAGCGCGGAGCUCCGUAACGCCAUGGCCAUGGCCGCGGCCGCUGGGGACAAGCUGGGCGCCUUCAAGGCGGCGGCGGCGGCUGCUGCGGCGGCCGCGGCGGCGGCCAAGAGGGACAAGAAGUCGAUGAGCGAGCCCGAGCUGCAGCAGUUGCGGCUGAAGAUCAACAGCCGGGAGCGCAAGAGGAUGCACGACCUGAACAUCGCCAUGGACGGCCUGCGGGAGGUGAUGCCCUACGCGCACGGGCCCUCGGUGCGAAAACUCUCCAAGAUCGCCACCCUGCUCCUGGCGCGCAACUACAUCCUCAUGCUGACCAACUCGCUGGAGGAGAUGAAGCGCCUGGUCAGCGAGAUCUAUGGGGGCCACCACCACCACCAUGCGGCAGCAGCGGCGGCAGCGGCCGUCUACCAUCCCACAGCCUGCGGAGGCAUGAGCCACGGAUCACCUCUCUCUGCGCACCCGGUGGGGCACCCCGUGCACCACCCGCUGCUGCCCCCCACAGCCGCCAGCCUCACCUCUGGCAUCUCUGCAGCAGUCAGGGCAGUUCCUCCGCCCCCACCACCUCCACCUGCCCCCCCGUCCUCGCACCCCACCUCUCACGGCCUCCUCAAGUCCCCCAGCCCCGGCUCCGCACCCCUUGGAGGGGGCUUCCCGCACUGGAGUGGCAUGCCUUGCCCCUGCAGCAUGUGCCAGGUGCCCUCUGCCGCCCACCACCACAUGAGUGGGGCCAGCUUGUCCAGACUCAGCUCGGACACCAAGUGACUAUUUUCCUGAGUGGGGCAUCGGGACUCCCACUUUGCGCACAGUUCUAAAUGAGAGGUGGCUCGGAAGGACACUGGGCAGGGUAGAGGACGUUGUACCAUGUUUUAGUGGGCCAGCAUCAUAAUCCUGCGAGGGAUUUACCUUUUUUUAAAUAAAUAAGUCAAAGGGAAAUGACCGUUAGUGUAACCUAAAUUCCAUCUGGACUGAUCUGUUGGUUCUAGAAGGACUGGCGUACACACCUAGCCAAUGGCAGCAACUCACUGGCACAAUCACCUAGCCAAGGGGCAGAGACUCACUGGCACAAUCACCUAGCCAAGGGCAGAGACUCACUGACACAAACUCCUAGCCACGGAUGGACAUUCACUGGCACAAACACCUAGCCAAGGACAGAGACUCACUGGCACAAUCACCUAGCCAAGAGCAGUGACUCACUGACACAAUCACCUAGCAAACCGCAGAAACUCAGACUGUUUGAUUUGAUUAUGUGAUAACGUUUGUGGCAUUCGCUGCACUGUUAUACAAAGGUCAUUAUUGUUAUUCCAUUAUUUAAUACAUGGCAAACGUGUUGGAUGACCGCGUAAAGUUCCCUGUAUACAUGCAAUAGACUGCUAUGAUGCUAGUGUGAUACACUGUAGCUGUAUUUCCUCCGCUCCCAAUCUUGCUUCUGCUAAGAACCUACAGUGUGUUAAUCCGAUGUGACUCUGAUCUGAGUGUGGUGAUGAAUUGUCAGCUAUGAAACACGAUUCCCUCCUUGUGGAAUAUGGGCAUCUGCUGCCAGUCAGGGGGGGUCAGACUAUUGUUUUGUUGCCUCAACGGCUGCAAAGCUGCAGAAAUGGUUUGCAAUCGAUAUCUACAGAUCGAUGCAAACUAUAAAUCGGUCAUUAGCAAUAAAGAGAUUGCAUUGCACAUGGAGCGCAGAGGCACCAAUAGCAACCUAGGGAGGGAGGAGUAGUUUAAACUGCAUUUAAUGGGGAAAAUUGUAGUAGCAUGGUCUCCAAGUUAUUUGAGUAGAUGGAUUGAUAACUAGCACCGAAACUCAAUAUGAUGGUAUCACCUAACAGCCUCGCUGCUACAAUAUAUGCCAAUGAUGCCACUUUCUAAGGGUUUCAAGACUUUAGAAAACAAAGUUUUGCCACUGCACAAACUUUUUUCUGCCCUGCCAGUAUAGCAUCGGUGUCUCUGUAAUCCCUUUAGAAGAUAGACGGGCCCCCUCUGCGAUCCUGAUUGUAUGAACAGCAGACAAUGGGCAGACUGAGAACAAUGCUAUUGAGGGGAGAUCUGCCCCUCCAAUGGUGAGGUGCAUCAGGACAAUGAAGAGGCAGCUGGGCGGGCUACGUGUGCCAUGUCCCUAGCAGUUUGUGCAAUGAAAUACAGAAAGAUGAAAGGGCUUCAAAAACAGCAACUGCAGUAGGAUCAAGCUGGAUUCUCUGCUGCAAGGACCGUGGCCCACAGUAGGGGGGUUUACUGCUGCGACCACCCAAGCAAUAUAGAUAAUCGCUAGGAGCUGGGAUGGUGUGUAGGCUUUAGAGUCACUUUGCAAACUCCAAAAAGUAACUUUCAAUGAACAAAUGUCAGAACGGGACACUUCCUCUGCCAGUAUACUGUACCUCUUCCCUGGCACCGGACUCUAGAGCCCCCCUUGCCUCCCAUAAUGUUUUCUUAUUUUAAUAAGCCCCCAUCUGCCCCCGUUUUUUUGUUUUGUUUUUUAAGAUUUAUUUCCUAACACCUAUAGAAGAGAGCAUAUAAUAGCACCUCUUUAAUUAAAAAAAAAACACACAAAACUUGUAAAUAUAUAAAUAUAUAUCUAUAUAUUAUUUAACAUCACUCAAGGUACUUUGUUGUUUUUCUUUUACUUUGUAAUUAACCUGUAUUGCUUCAUUGAAUCUACAAAAACAUUUAUUUGUAUGACCACUAAAAGUAGUUUAUGUUGAAAUAUUUUCUUUUU
Messenger RNA from Pseudophryne corroboree (corroboree frog), 2902 nucleotides. RefSeq names its product oligodendrocyte transcription factor 2 (gene OLIG2). Lineage: Eukaryota; Metazoa; Chordata; Amphibia; Anura; Myobatrachidae. The record is from RefSeq and is a predicted model, not a curated record. Gene Ontology annotation, molecular function: DNA-binding transcription factor activity, RNA polymerase II-specific; E-box binding; protein dimerization activity. Gene Ontology annotation, biological process: oligodendrocyte differentiation; myelination; positive regulation of transcription by RNA polymerase II. Gene Ontology annotation, cellular component: nucleus. The coding region runs from base 19 to 957 and encodes 312 amino acids. The transcript has 2 exons.